AUGUUUGCUCGUGCUGAGUUUUACAGUUCUUCUUAUUUAUGCGUUUCCUCGCUUUGUGACUUUGCGAACCUUAGACGUUUGGUCUUCAAUUUUGGCUGCAUGCACCGCGUUGUGGGUAUCACCACUUGCCAUGGAGGGAACUCAUGCAGCAGCUCUCGUUCCGCGGGCCUAUGGGGUAAUUAUGGUACUGAGCGUUAUCUGGGCGGCACGAUGGCGGACUGCUUUCAUUGGGCAAUGUUCCUCGCUGCGCGGUGGGAAACGGAAGCUGACAUUUUCCGGACCGAGCUAGUGGCUGCGCGUUCGGUGUUGAGUUGCGUUUGCGACGUUGUUGUCGAGCUUGAUGGCGAUUUCUUGUUGCAGGACGAUUCUCCCCAGCUUAAAGACAUGCUCAUAUUAAAUCCCCAAAGAUCUCUCAUGGGUACAGAUCUGCGAUCGUUUCUGGCGUCCCAAGAGGACUACCAUAAGUUCACCAGUCAGUUGAGGCGAUCGCUGAGUGGUGACCUGAUCAAUAGAGAGGCGAGGCUUAGUUCAACCUUUCACGUCCACAUGAAGGACAGCUCCAACGCGCCGAUUAUCGUCGAGACGUACUCCGUGCUAUUGCACAUUCGAGACGGUCAGGUGAGAUAUCUCGUCGGCAUUCGGGAGUUCACCGACACCAACCCGAUGUCGUUGAUGACGGAGAGCCCGUCGGCGGCGCGACGGAGCGACCUGCGCGGACGCGAGGGGCCGCGCGACGCGGACCCGGCGGUGGUCUCCAGGGAAACGAGCACGAGCUCCGCGUGGAGCUCCGCGAGCUCUUCGCUGGACGACACCGACGGCACCAGCGCGGUUGGAGCGCCGCCGUCCAAGGAGAGCCCGAGUUUAGUGUCUGGAUCGAUGUCCUGA
Prorocentrum cordatum is the source of this 885-nucleotide messenger RNA. NCBI's taxonomy places the organism in Eukaryota, Dinophyceae, Prorocentrales, Prorocentraceae. The record is from the annotation of a GenBank genome assembly.